Molecule: messenger RNA, 1287 nt
Organism: Galeopterus variegatus (Sunda flying lemur)
Lineage: Eukaryota; Metazoa; Chordata; Mammalia; Dermoptera; Cynocephalidae
Product: neutral and basic amino acid transport protein rBAT-like
Exons: 4
Coding region: 185-1102 (305 amino acids)
Biological process (GO): carbohydrate metabolic process; amino acid transport
Source: RefSeq, a predicted model, not a curated record
AUUCAGUGUGACAUUUCCUGGGCAUCUGGCUUGACUAAGCUCUCUAGCGAGCCCUAGCCCUAUAUGGUUAAUAGUGUGCAUUCAGCCCCCAUGUCUUUUAUAUUAGAUAUAAGCAGCUGCAGAGCACUUUCCCUGUCUCUGACAGGCCCUGAAGACGUUGAAUCCUGCCAACUCUUACAGGUUCAUGGGGACGGAAGCCUAUGCGGAGAGCAUUGACAGGACCAUGAUGUACUAUGGGCUGCCAUUUAUCCAAGAAGCCGAUUUUCCCUUCAACAAUUACCUUGCCAGCCUAGACACUCUUUCUGGGAACAGUGUGUAUGAGGUUAUCACAUCCUGGAUGGAAAACAUGCCAGAAGGAAGAUGGUCUAAUUGGAUGAUUGGUGGACCAGACACUGUCCGGCUGACUUCUCGUUUGGGGAACGAAUAUGUCAACAUCAUGAACAUGCUUCUUUUAACACUCCCUGGAACUCCCAUAACUUACUAUGGAGAAGAAAUAGGAAUGGCAAAUAUUUUACCCACAAAUCUCAAUGAAAGCUAUGAUACUAAUACCCUUCUCUCCAAGUCACCAAUGCAGUGGGACAAUAGCUCAAAUGCUGGUUUUUCUGAAGGCAAUCACACCUGGUUACCCACCAAUUCAGAUUACCACACCGUGAAUGUUGACGUCCAAAAGACUCAUCCUGGAUCAACAUUGAAGUUAUAUCAAGAUUUAAGUCUACUUCAUGCCAAUGAGCUGCUCCUUAGCAGAGGCUGGUUUUGCAAUUUGAGGAAUGACAGCCACUAUGUUGUAUAUACAAGAGAGCUGGAUGGCAUAGACAGAAUCUUUAUUGUGAUUCUGAAUUUUGGAGAAUCAACACUGCUAAAUCUACAGGAAAUCAUUCCAGGUCUUCCUGAAAGAGUGAGAAUAAGAUUAAGUACCAAUUCGGCUUACAAAGGCAGUGUAGUUGAUACAAGUGGCAUUUUUCUGAACAAGGGAGACGGACUCAUCCUGGAACACAACACAAAGAAUCUCCUUCACCACCAAACAGCUUUCAGAGAUAGAUGCUUUGUUUCCAAUAAAGCAUGCUAUUCCAGUGUAUUGAACAUAUUGUACAGCUUGUGUUAGGCACCUCUAUGAAAGAGAUGAAGACACUGGCGUUCUGUCACAAGCAUUUGCAGUAACUUCAUGUAUAGCAUACUGCUGGGUAAACUUUAUGAACAGUCAUUAAUUCUGAGAUAUUUCUGUAGCUUGAAUAUAACUGCUUUAGGAAAGGUUCUCAAAUGUUUCUGAAAGAAUAAAAUGUUUAUAAG